Molecule: messenger RNA, 3548 nt
Organism: Python bivittatus (Burmese python)
Lineage: Eukaryota; Metazoa; Chordata; Lepidosauria; Squamata; Pythonidae
Gene: SLC68A1
Product: solute carrier family 68 member 1
Source: RefSeq, a predicted model, not a curated record
GCCGGAGACGCCGGUGGAUUCUGGUUGGUGAUGGCUGGAAUGUUCGUUCUCAGUCCUUCGAGUUUGAGGUAACCCCUCUCCGUGGACGUUCUAGAACGGUUUAUGUCGCGGUGGACGGUUAGCUCGCCGCCUCUUGGUCUCCUGCGCUUACAGAUUCAUGCCCCGAGUCAGACUACCCACCCAUCCUUUGAGAGUUAAUGAUGGUUUGGUCCCACCAACAAGCCAGCAAGUGCUGGACAGAGAGAUCAUUUUGGAACUGGAGGUGAUGUCCAGAACUUGAAUCAACAUGGGUUUCAGGCUAUUAGCUUGUCUCUUCAACUUUCCUGUUGGAGUAGUCUAUGGAUCCCUGUCUCUCUUUAUUUCAAUUUUGCACAAUGUGUUUCUCCUCUACUACGUGGACACCUUUGUUUCCAUAUAUAAAAUCGAUAAACUUUCCUUCUGGAUUGGGGAGACUGUUUUUCUGAUCUGGAACAGCCUCAACGAUCCUCUAUUUGGCUGGUUGAGUGACAGAGCUUUUCUUAGCACCCAGCAGUCAGGAAUAGCAAUCUCCACUCCAGAGGUUGUUUUGAAGAGACUCAAAGCUCUAAGCCACAAUGGUCCAUUAUUUGCUGUAUCAUUUCUGACUUUUUGGAUUGCCUGGUCCCACCCAGGCUUACAGUUCCUUAUCUGUCUCUGCCUGUAUGACAGCUUCCUUACCAUGGUGGAUCUAAACCAGAAUGCUUUGCUUGCUGAUCUUGCUGUGUCUGCAAAGGAUAGGACUGACCUCAACUUCUACUCUUCACUCUUUAGUGCCAUUGGUUCCCUCUCAGUCUUUAUGUCCUAUGCUGUGUGGAACAAAGAGGACUUCUUCUCCUUCAGGGUAUUCUGUGUGGCUCUGGCUUUCUGCUCAGCACUUGGGUUUACCUUGGCCACAUGGCUGCUGAGGCAGUGGCUUCAGACAGAUGGACACAUGAAAUGGGAUGAAAAUGAAGCAUUAAAAGAAUUAUAUAUUGAUCAUCCUUCUAGAAAUCGAGAGAAAAGAAUCACGCUGGCUGAGUAUCUCAAACAGCUCUCCAGGCAUCACAAUUUUCUAUGGUUUGUCUCUAUGAAUUUAAUGCAGGUUUUUCACUGCCACUUUAACAGCAACUUCUUCCCUCUGUUCUUGGAGCAUUUGCUGUCUGAUCGCAUCUCCCUCUCAAUGGGAUCAUUUCUUCUAGGUGUUUCUUAUGUGGCUCCUCAUCUCAACAACCUCUACUUCCUCUCUCUCUGCCGGAGGUGGGGUGUAUAUGCUGUGGUGCGAGGGCUUUUUUUCCUAAAGCUGUUGCUCAGUGUGAUUAUGCUCUUUGCUGGACCUGACUGGAUCUACCUGCUCUGUUUCUUCAUAGCCAGUAACCGUGUGUUUACUGAAGGGACUUGCAAGUUGCUGAAUCUGGUGGUGUCUGACUUGGUGGACGAAGACUUGGUGCUAAAUCGGAGGCAGCAGGCUGCCUCAGCCCUCUUGUUUGGCAUGGUGGCCUUGGUAACUAAACCAGGCCAGACCUUUGCCCCCUUGAUUGGCACCUGGCUGCUCUCUGCUUAUACUGGUUAUGACAUUUUUCAACGGGAUCCCUUGAGCAGUAUAGUGAGUGCCCAGCCAAGGUUGGCUUCCAGUGUAGCCUGGAAAUCUACACUACGCCAGGGCUGCUUCUACCUCCUCGUUUUUGUCCCCAUGACCUGUGCUUUACUGCAGCUCCUCACCUGGUCACAAUUCAACUUGCAUGGCAGACGCCUUCAGACAGUGAAAUCUCAGCGUCAGGCUUUUACAGAGAGUCACUCUCGAGAAAUCAAGACUAUUUAAUUGCGAGUGAAGAUCACAGCAAGCAGUAUUUUCCCAUUGUCAGUAACUGCAUGACUCAUUUAAAAAGGAAAGAGUGGGAAUAAAAAGAAUUGCUACAUCUUCUUCAGAUCAGCAUCGGCUAGUGGAAGAUAAAUGGAAGCUUUUGAAUUAUCUUGAAUUUCCUGUGAGUCUGGCCAAGGUCUGGUCAGCCUUGUAGAAUUCUUAGAGACUUGAAAAUUUGUAUCUUCUGUAUCCAAAGUUGUCCAGAAAAAGUGAUCAUCUCAUAUUUUUAAAAGUCUUUUGUCAAUUACUUGCUGAUCCUAUUGAUACUAAUUCAUGUCCAGGCUUGGGAGCUAAGCAGUCCAAUUAAAAAUUAUGCUUAUUAAUAAGGGGGGAUAGAGUCGAGUAACUUAGCAACCUUCUGGUCUUUGUAUCCCCUCCUCCAGAUACUGUUUACAGCUUUGCCACAGGUGACAGGUAGGAUUCACAUAUUCCAUUAUCUCUAUUUUUUGCAUUGGAUUGGUGGUCAAGUUUGAUUUAGCUGAAUACAGCUGAAAUAGAUGUAACUCAAUGAUUUCCCAUUGUGGACAACAGGGUACUCGGUUUCUAUAAAACAGCUUUUCUGAAACAGUCAACAUUCAUCCUUUUCAAGAGAAUGAGUGCACUGUAUUCCCACUCAUAGCUUCAAGAUAGAAAUUUGUUUUAAAAAGGCGAGUCCUGGAGGUGGAUGCAGUUGUAUUUGAAGUCGUGCAUUUUCAGUCUGUUCUGGAGUCCUAAUGCUUAUGCUGGAAAUCCACUUUCCCCUGUUCUGCAUAAAGGUAAGGGCUAGAGUGGUCCGUGCAUAUCUACAGGAUAUAGAUAUACAGCUGGCUGGGGAAUUCUGGGAGUUGAAGUUCACACAUCUUAAAGUUGCUCAGGUUGAGAAACACUGGCCUAGACAGAAAUAGCCUUGAUUUCUCUAGAUGUUUUGGGCUACAUUUCCCAUAAUUCCUGAUCACAAUCCAUGUUAUCUGAGGAUAAUGGCAUUUUAGUCUAAAAUGUCUGGAGGGCACCAAGUGCAUACCCUUGCCUUCCGUUAUGUGCAAUGGCUGUAAGAGAGGUUCAUCGUGAAAUUCCAGUAGGCAACUAAUAGUAUUAGCUGACCAACUCUGUUCUACCUCUGCAGUAUGGGAGGGCAAGCCAAAAAUCUGUUGGUCUGCUCUUUUCCUGUUUGCAUCUUUUAUUGAUCAGUCAUUGGCAAAAGAAGCUAGGCAAAUCCCAACGUUUUCUGGAAUCAUUCAAAAAUCCAGUGCUGUUUUUGUUUUUAGGGAACAGAGAAAUCUGUUUCCUCUGCAAAUUGAACCAGAAAUGCUACUGGUUGAAUAGGACACCCUUGCAUUCAGGGGCCUGUAAUUUGGCAUAAAAUGAUACUGCAAAACCAGCUGCAGAACUCCAAGUAGCACUUUUAGAGUGAAAAUCUGCAGUGGGAAAUGGAAGAAAAAUGUUGCAUCCAACAUUUUUGGCUGUUGGUUGCUAUAGUAAAGAUAAAACAGUUCACAUCACUGUAGGACCAAGUCACAUCCUCCUUUGUGUGUGCCAAGUAUCACUCACCUUGUUUAGGCAGUAGCCUUAGCUACUGCAACUGCCAUUUUGCCUUCAAAAUAGAAAUUGGGAUGAUGAAAUGUUUACAGCUUUUGUAUUGUUGGAUGGCUUCACUAAUUUAUUGCUCUCAAUUUAUAUGCUAAUUGCAUUGAUUCUCAUUUCAUUAAACAUC